CCACCCACCUGGUGUGACGGGAGGUAAGACCGCGAUUCAUUCAUUCUUCGGGGGCAGAGAAAGAUCCUUUUGGGUGGGAUUUCUGAAAAGGUCACUCUUGCACCCACAGUAGAAGGUGGUGCAGUGCCCAAGGUUUUCAAGCGGCUGUGUUUGAAGUCUCUGACCACUGACGGCAGACCAGAAAAUCCCCAUGGGGAAAUUCUUCACUUCUGCUUAAGUGACCCAACAGGAGCCGGGCGUGCUGGCUUCUCACCUUUGCUACGGCAGCAGUGGAACCAGACCAAGAUGAGCAUGGCAGGGAAAAGUGUAAAAUUCUGCAUUCUACCUGGAUUAAUAAAUCGUCUGAGCACACAGACCUUCUAACCACAUUUGUAAAAUGCCAGAGCUCGCUUAGAUACUGCCUUUCUUACUCCAGACAGAAAAAUAAGUAUUACCCAAUGAAGACCGAGGGAAUGCAUUUUAGUUAUGAAGCUAGAGAAUUUUCAAGUGCAGUUAGCUAAAUUUAGCUUCCAAUGUGUUUAAUAAAGAACUUGAAGAAAAACUCUUAUUUUUUUAAGCUUUGAGAACUCCCCUGUUCUGAGACCUUUUUCAGUUAAGUGUUUGUUUGGGAUCUUAAUACAGGCUUGGCAAUUGCAGUUUCAAUGCCUGAAUUUUAUCUCACCCAAGUCAGAGCUUUGAGAGUGAAAUUAUUCAGAUAAUGUACUGAAAAAUGACAAAUGCAUACCUCAAGUUAAAUUCUGACAGGCUGUUAAAUGGUCACAAAGCUUGCCUUUUCUUUCAAUGGAAACCUUCAUUAGCAAAAUUCUUUAAUUUCCCACUGCAUUUCUGUUACCAUUACGUUUAACAGGUAAAUGUCCCACAGGUUCAAUGGUUUCCAAGCCUGUAGGUCACCUAAACUAAAGUUUUACAGAAAUGUUACUUUACUGUUCAUUCUUUUAACAAAAUGUCCUAGCUGUAUUUUCAGUCCAGCUGAGCAAAUUCACUCUUCUCCAUAGACACAGAAUUCUCAUAGAACCAAACUUACAGUACUGAAAGGGCAUUAGAAGUUGCUCUCCUAGAUGUUUGAAGACCUAGACUACAUCAAGGAAAACCUCUUAUUUUCCUGGGUCUAGUCUCUAAUUAGCUCAUGUUAGAUAUUCCAAAUAUACAGAGUAUGAGGAGAAACUAAGGCACAGGAUAUAUAUUUUUGUCCCAAUCUUACAGAGUAGACAUAAAUAAUCAGUGCCAUGUUGUUCCUCCCCAUUAGAGUCUUCUGCUGACGUCCCUUCAGUAAAGUGCAGCCAUGGCCUCUGCAGAUGCUGAGAUGGCUGUUUUUGGGGAGGCGGCUCCCUAUCUGCGAAAGUCAGAGAAGGAAAGAAUUGCGGCCCAGAACAAGCCUUUCGAUGCCAAGUCAUCUGUCUUUGUGGCCCACCCUAAAGAAUCCUUUGUGAAGGGGACAAUCCAGAGCAGGGACGCAGGGAAGGUCACUGUCAAAACUGAAGCAGGAGAGACCCUGACUGUGAAGGAAGAUCAAAUCUUCUCCAUGAACCCACCCAAGUACGAUAAAAUCGAGGACAUGGCCAUGAUGACCCACCUCCACGAACCCGCUGUGCUGUACAACCUCAAAGAGCGUUACGCAGCCUGGAUGAUCUACACCUACUCGGGUCUCUUCUGCGUCACCGUCAACCCCUACAAGUGGCUGCCGGUGUACAACCCGGAGGUGGUGUUGGCCUACCGAGGCAAGAAGCGCCAGGAGGCCCCUCCACACAUCUUCUCCAUCUCUGACAACGCCUAUCAGUUCAUGCUGACUGAUCGCGAGAACCAGUCAAUCCUGAUCACCGGAGAAUCCGGUGCCGGGAAGACUGUGAACACAAAGCGUGUCAUCCAGUACUUUGCAACAAUUGCAGCCAGUGGGGAGAAGAAGAAGGAGGAGCAGACGGGCAAAAUGCAGGGAACGCUUGAGGAUCAAAUCAUCAGCGCCAACCCUCUGCUGGAGGCCUUUGGAAAUGCCAAGACUGUGAGGAAUGACAACUCCUCACGCUUUGGUAAAUUCAUCCGAAUCCACUUUGGGGCCACAGGCAAACUGGCUUCAGCAGACAUUGAAACUUAUCUGCUGGAGAAGUCUAGGGUCACUUUCCAGCUGAAGGCGGAAAGAAGCUACCACAUAUUUUAUCAGAUCUGCUCCAACAAGAAGCCGGAGCUAAUCGAAAUGCUCCUCAUCACCACCAACCCCUACGACUAUCCUUUUGUGAGUCAAGGUGAGAUCACUGUUCCAAGCAUCGAUGACAAGGAGGAGCUGAUGGCUACAGAUAGUGCCAUUGACAUCCUGGGCUUCUCUGCUGAUGAGAAGACAGCCAUCUACAAGCUGACAGGGGCUGUCAUGCACUAUGGCAACCUGAAGUUCAAGCAGAAACCAAGAGAGGAGCAGGCAGAGCCGGACGGCACAGAAGUUGCCGACAAGGCUGCCUACCUCAUGGGUCUGAAUUCAGCUGACAUGCUCAAGGCACUGUGCUACCCCCGAGUCAAAGUGGGGAAUGAAUACGUGACCAAGGGUCAGACUGCACAGCAGGUGCACAAUGCAGUUGGUGCUCUGGCCAAAGCCGUCUAUGAGAGGAUGUUCUUGUGGAUGGUUGUUCGCAUCAACCAGCAGCUGGAUACCAAGCAACCCAGACAGUACUUCAUUGGUGUCCUGGACAUUGCUGGCUUUGAGAUCUUUGAUUUCAACAGCUUUGAGCAGCUCUGCAUCAAUUUCACCAAUGAGAAACUGCAACAGUUUUUCAACCACCACAUGUUCGUGCUGGAGCAGGAGGAGUACAAGAAGGAAGGAAUUGAAUGGACAUUCAUUGACUUUGGGAUGGACCUGGCUGCCUGCAUCGAGCUCAUUGAGAAGCCCAUGGGCAUCUUCUCCAUCCUGGAAGAGGAGUGCAUGUUCCCCAAAGCAACGGACACCUCUUUCAAGAACAAGCUCUAUGACCAGCAUUUGGGCAAGUCUGGUAACUUCCAGAAGCCCAAACCUACCAAAGGGAAGGUUGAGGCUCACUUCUCGCUGAUACACUACGCUGGCACCGUGGACUACAACAUCACUGGCUGGCUGGAGAAGAACAAGGACCCCCUGAAUGAAACUGUCAUUGGGUUGUACCAGAAAUCAUCCCUGAAAACAUUGGCCUUACUCUUUGCCAACUAUGGUGGAGCAGAAGCAGAGGCUGGUGGUGGCAAGAAAGGCAGCAAGAAGAAGGGUUCUUCUUUCCAGACUGUCUCAGCUCUUUUCCGGGAGAAUUUAAACAAGCUGAUGACCAACCUGCGAAGCACCCACCCCCAUUUUGUACGCUGCAUCAUCCCAAAUGAAACAAAAACGCCUGGUGCCAUGGAGCAUGAGCUGGUGCUUCAUCAGCUGCGGUGCAACGGCGUGCUGGAAGGGAUCCGAAUUUGCAGGAAAGGAUUUCCCAACAGAGUAUUGUAUGCAGAUUUUAAACAGAGGUACAAAGUAUUGAAUGCAAGUGCUAUCCCAGAGGGACAGUUCAUUGACAGCAAGAAGGCUUGUGAGAAACUUCUCGGAUCGAUUGAUAUAGACCACACUCAAUACAAAUUUGGUCACACCAAGGUGUUCUUCAAAGCUGGGUUGAUAGGCCUCUUGGAAGAGAUGAGGGAUGAGAAGCUGGCACAGCUCAUCACCCGCACGCAGGCCAGGUGCAGGGGCUUCCUGAUGAGAGUGGAGUACCAGAGAAUGGUGGAGAGGAGAGAGUCCAUUUUCUGCAUCCAAUACAACAUUCGUGCAUUCAUGAACGUGAAGCACUGGCCCUGGAUGAAGCUGUUCUUCAAGAUCAAGCCCUUGCUGAAGAGCGCAGAAUCUGAGAAGGAGAUGGCCAACAUGAAACAAGAGUUUGAGAAAACCAAGGAAGAGCUUGCAAAGUCUGAGGCAAAGAGGAAGGAGCUCGAGGAGAAAAUGGUGAAACUGGUGCAGGAGAAAAAUGACCUGCAGCUCCAAGUGCAAGCUGAAGCUGAUGCUUUGGCUGAUGCUGAGGAGAGGUGUGACCAGCUCAUCAAAACCAAAAUCCAGCUGGAAGCCAAAGUUAAAGAGGUCACAGAAAGGGCUGAGGAUGAGGAGGAAAUCAAUGCUGAGCUGACAGCCAAGAAGAGGAAACUGGAGGAUGAAUGUUCAGAGCUGAAGAAAGAUAUUGAUGACCUUGAGUUAACACUGGCCAAGGUUGAGAAGGAAAAACAUGCCACGGAAAACAAGGUGAAAAAUCUCACUGAGGAGAUGGCAGCCCUGGACGAGACCAUUGCCAAGCUGACCAAAGAGAAGAAAGCCCUCCAAGAGGCCCAUCAGCAGACACUGGAUGACCUGCAGGCAGAAGAGGACAAAGUCAAUACUCUGACCAAAGCUAAGACCAAGCUGGAACAGCAAGUGGAUGAUCUGGAAGGGUCCCUGGAGCAGGAGAAGAAAGUGCGCAUGGAUCUGGAAAGAGCUAAGAGGAAACUCGAAGGAGACCUGAAGCUGGCCCAUGACAGCAUAAUGGAUUUGGAAAAUGAUAAGCAGCAGCUGGAUGAGAAACUGAAGAAGAAAGACUUUGAAAUCAGCCAGAUCCAGAGCAAAAUUGAGGAUGAGCAACUUCUGGGCAUCCAGUUACAGAAGAAGAUCAAGGAGCUGCAGGCUCGGAUUGAGGAACUGGAGGAGGAAAUUGAGGCAGAGAGAACUUCUCGGGCAAAAGCAGAGAAGCAUCGUGCUGACCUCUCACGGGAGCUGGAGGAGAUCAGUGAGCGCCUGGAAGAAGCAGGAGGGGCUACAGCCGCUCAGAUUGAGAUGAACAAGAAACGUGAGGCAGAAUUUCAGAAGAUGCGUCGUGACCUCGAAGAGGCCACCCUGCAGCACGAAGCCACGGCUGCCGCCCUGCGCAAGAAGCACGCGGACAGCACAGCUGAGCUUGGGGAGCAGAUCGACAACCUGCAGCGAGUGAAGCAGAAGCUGGAGAAGGAGAAGAGUGAGCUGAAGAUGGAGAUUGACGACCUGGCCAGUAACAUGGAGUCUGUCUCCAAAGCCAAGGCAAACCUGGAGAAGAUGUGCCGCACUCUAGAAGAUCAACUAAAUGAAUUUAAAACAAAGGAGGAACAGAAUCAGCGCAUGAUCAGCGAUCUCAGUGCUCAAAGAGCUCGUCUGCAGACAGAAUCUGGUGAAUAUGCACGCCAGGCAGAAGAAAAAGAUGGUUUAAUUUCUCAGCUGUCUAGAGGGAAACAGGCUUUCACCCAGCAGAUUGAGGAACUGAAGCGGCAACUAGAGGAAGAGAUAAAGGCCAAGAACGCGCUGGCCCACGCCUUGCAGUCUGCUCGCCAUGACUGUGACUUGCUCCGGGAACAAUAUGAGGAGGAGCAGGAAGCCAAGGGGGAGCUGCAGCGAGCCCUGUCCAAGGCCAACAGCGAAGUGGCCCAGUGGAGAACCAAAUAUGAGACGGACGCUAUUCAGCGCACGGAGGAGCUGGAGGAGGCCAAGAAGAAGCUGGCACAGCGCCUGCAGGAUGCAGAGGAACAUGUUGAAGCCGUCAAUGCCAAAUGUGCCUCCCUGGAAAAGACAAAGCAGAGGCUGCAGAAUGAAGUGGAGGACCUGAUGAUUGACGUGGAGCGAUCAAAUGCUGCCUGCGCAGCUCUGGAUAAGAAGCAGAAGAACUUUGACAAGAUCCUGGCAGAGUGGAAGCAGAAGUAUGAGGAAACGCAGGCUGAGCUGGAAGCCUCCCAGAAGGAGUCUCGCUCUCUCAGCACGGAGCUGUUUAAGAUGAAGAAUGCCUAUGAGGAGUCCUUGGACCACCUGGAAACGCUGAAGCGUGAGAACAAGAACUUGCAGCAGGAGAUUUCCGACCUCACGGAGCAGAUUGCAGAGGGAGGAAAGGCAAUUCAUGAGCUGGAGAAAAUCAAGAAGCAGAUUGAGCAGGAGAAAUCUGAAAUCCAGGCUGCUCUGGAGGAAGCUGAGGCCUCCCUUGAACAUGAAGAGGGGAAGAUCCUGCGCCUCCAGCUUGAGCUCAACCAGGUGAAGGCUGAGAUUGACAGGAAGAUAGCAGAGAAAGAUGAGGAGAUUGACCAGAUGAAGAGAAACCACCUCAGAAUUGUAGAGUCCUUGCAGAGCAGCCUGGACGCUGAAAUCAGGAGCAGGAAUGAAGCCCUGAGGCUGAAGAAGAAGAUGGAGGGAGACCUGAAUGAAAUGGAGAUCCAGCUGAGCCAUGCCAACCGUGUGGCUGCAGAGGCACAGAAGAACCUGAGAAACACCCAGGCAGUGCUCAAGGACACUCAGAUCCACUUGGAUGAUGCUCUGAGGACACAGGAAGACCUGAAGGAGCAGGUGGCCAUGGUGGAGCGCAGAGCAAACCUGCUGCAGGCUGAAAUUGAGGAGCUACGGGCAGCUCUGGAGCAGACAGAGCGGUCGAGGAAAGUGGCUGAGCAGGAGCUUCUGGAUGCCACUGAACGUGUGCAGCUCCUACAUACUCAAAACACCAGCUUGAUCAACACCAAGAAGAAGCUGGAAACAGACAUUGUGCAAAUCCAGAGUGAAAUGGAGGAUACAAUCCAGGAAGCCCGCAAUGCUGAAGAGAAGGCCAAGAAGGCCAUCACAGAUGCAGCCAUGAUGGCAGAAGAGCUGAAGAAGGAGCAGGACACCAGCGCCCACCUGGAGAGGAUGAAGAAGAACCUCGACCAGACAGUGAAGGACCUGCAGCACCGUCUGGAUGAGGCUGAACAGCUGGCACUGAAAGGAGGCAAGAAGCAAAUCCAGAAGCUGGAGGCCAGGGUGCGGGAGCUGGAAGGGGAGGUUGAUGCUGAGCAGAAGCGCAGCGCUGAAGCCGUGAAGGGUGUGCGCAAGUACGAGAGGAGGGUGAAGGAGCUGACCUACCAGUCUGAAGAAGAUCGGAAGAAUAUUCUCAGGCUGCAGGAUCUGGUGGACAAGCUGCAAAUGAAGGUGAAAUCCUACAAGAGACAAUCUGAAGAGGCUGAGGAGCUUUCCAAUGUCAACCUCUCCAAGUUCCGCAAGAUCCAGCACGAGCUGGAGGAAGCCGAGGAGCGCGCUGACAUUGCAGAGUCGCAAGUCAACAAGCUUCGAGCAAAGAGUCGGGAGUUUCAUCGAAAGAUAGAAGAAGAAGAAGAGUGAGGAUGUCGUGAGGCAACAAAGUGACCUGGGGGAUGCACAAAAUGUGAACCUCUAGGUCACUUUCUUCUGUAAUGAGUCUUUGUAGCCGUGUCGAUGUCUAGAGAAUAAACACUGUAGAUUCCUCUGCAUACCUAUGAACAGUGCCUUCUUUGAUUUUUUUUGGAACAAGCUUGGGAUGUUGCAUAGCAGAACAAGUUUUCUUACUAUUCCUGGCUGCGAGAAGGAAGCAGCUAAUGCAAACUCUGGAUUCAGGAUCUGCAUGCUUAGAAGUUGGCCACCACUGAUAGUGCAGCCUGUGCCCUCUUUCUGCAGAGAAGCUGCUUGUGCUGCUCCUGCCCUCUCAUGCAUCUCCCCUUAACGCUGCUCCAUUGCCCUUUUGGCACAACUUACUUCCCAUGUGAGGGGCAAGAGAGGACGGUUCCUAUCCUUUUUCCUUUCCCUGCUUUUGUGUGCGAUCCUGGCAGUCACAAACUCUAAACAUCAGUUUCUGUUAUCAGUUAUCAGAGGUCACAGUGCUCUGCACUCUGAAGGACCAACCGUUCCUUUGCACAGAGGAUUUUUGGCUCACA
Molecule: messenger RNA, 7674 nt
Organism: Cuculus canorus (common cuckoo)
Lineage: Eukaryota; Metazoa; Chordata; Aves; Cuculiformes; Cuculidae
Product: myosin heavy chain, skeletal muscle, adult-like
Exons: 38
Coding region: 1283-7105 (1940 amino acids)
Cellular component (GO): myosin complex
Molecular function (GO): cytoskeletal motor activity; ATP binding; actin filament binding
Source: RefSeq, a predicted model, not a curated record